This is a messenger RNA of Schizosaccharomyces cryophilus OY26, 711 nucleotides long. RefSeq names its product ubiquitin-like protein modifier Hub1. The record is from RefSeq and is a predicted model, not a curated record. The transcript is spliced from 3 exons. Lineage: Eukaryota; Fungi; Ascomycota; Schizosaccharomycetes; Schizosaccharomycetales; Schizosaccharomycetaceae. The coding region runs from base 25 to 246 and encodes 73 amino acids. Gene Ontology annotation, molecular function: protein binding; protein tag activity. Gene Ontology annotation, cellular component: cytoplasm; nucleus. Gene Ontology annotation, biological process: mRNA splicing, via spliceosome; protein modification process.
GCAAACAAGAGCCAAACUGCAAAAAUGAUUGAAGUUAUUUGCAAUGAUCGACUUGGCAAAAAAGUUCGCGUCAAAUGCAUGCCUGACGAUACUAUAGGUGACUUCAAAAAGCUUGUUGCUGCUCAGACAGGUACAGAUCCAAGGAGAAUUGUGUUGAGAAAAUGGCAUAGCACUUACAAGGACAAUAUCACGUUGGCCGACUAUGAAAUUCAUGACGGAAUGAGUUUGGAGCUUUACUACUCUUAAACUAGCUCUAUGGUUUAUGUUGAAUGGGAUAGUGUCAAUAAAUUCAUGGUUUCUGUUUAGGUUCCUUGAAAUUCUAGAACCCUAGAUGUUUUGAGUUUGUGAAUCAUAAUCUUCGUGAAUUUAGCUUCUUUUUAUGAAAUCCCUUGUUUAGUAAGGAAGUUGAUGCAGGCUAGUCUUUGUCAAGGAAAAUCGAUGUCAAAGCUUUCCAUCAAUGCUUCCUUUCUAUCAAGUUUUGAACUAUGAACAACCCAUGUUUCAAUAGCAUUAUUUCUUCCUUUCUGAAUUGUUAAAGUGUAAUACCAAGAUUCAAAGUUUGGGUUACAAUUUUGCUCAUACUAAUCUUGAAUGAAAGGAAUGUUAAAAAAAAAAAAUACAUGAAAAUUCCAGUUCUCCUUCUCUGUUGGGGCUCUAUUUUACAUUAUAUAUGGUUUUGACUGUUUGGGAUGCUUUCAAUGUCUUGUGAAU